Molecule: messenger RNA, 597 nt
Organism: Naegleria gruberi
Lineage: Eukaryota; Heterolobosea; Eutetramitea; Acrasida; Naegleriidae
Exons: 1
Coding region: 1-597 (198 amino acids)
Cellular component (GO): BLOC-1 complex
Source: RefSeq, a predicted model, not a curated record
AUGACAACAACUGAUGAUCAUCAUCCUGUACAAGAAGAAUCGACCACCACAUCAGCAGAAGUGAUCAAUAAUAAUUUAGGAUCAUCACCAUCGGAACAAUUAAAUAAUACACCAUCCAAUAUACCAUCAUCACAAAUAUCACCAGUUAAAUAUACAACAGAAUUAUUUUGUACACAAUAUACGGAAUUACUUAGUAAAUCAACAAAUCAAAAGGAAAUUGAACAAGAAGAACAAUUUAAACAAAUUGAAAAUUUAAUUGAAGUGUUAUUGAAAAGAUGUGAUGAGCUUGGUGAAAAUUUAGAUUUAAUUCAAACAAAUUCGGUUCAAAUCAAUGAUGAAUUAUUACCAAAUUUAUUGAAAAUGAUGGUACACGUCAAACAAAUAUAUUCUAAAAUUGAUAAUUUAAAUUCUGUAGUUUCUAAUGCUAAAGAGAAGGUCAAUUCGUUAGACUUGAAAUUAAGUGAAUUUGAAAAACAAAAAUCAUCAGAAAAGUAUGCCAAGUUUGUCCCAAGUUUUUUCAAAUUUGGUAAAUCAAAUGAUAAUACUUCUGCUACUGAAAAUGUCAUUCAAUUCAAUAAAGAUGAUUAUUUAUUGUAA